AUGGAUGGAGAUUUCAUGCAUCUUAGGUGUGCUGGUCAUAUUAUAAACUUGAUAGUGAAGGAUGGAUUGACUGAAAUCGAUGCUAGUGUGGCUGCAGUCCAUAAUGGUAUCUCAUAUGUCUGGUCAGGACCAAAUAGAAGAAAGGCGUUUCAGCAAAGAGUCGAAAAUGGUAGGUUCUCAAAGGGUAGUAUGCCACUAGAUGUGCACACAAGGUGGAAUUCUACGUAUUUGAUGCUGACAAGGGCAAUUAAGUUUAAAGGAGCAUUUGAUAAAAUGGAGUUUGAGGAUAAGCUUUACAAUGAUCACUUCUUGGAGUAUGAGAAUGGCGUAAAAAGGAUUGGACCUCCUCAAACCGUAGAUUGGCUUAAAAUUGAGAGGUUAGUUAAGUUUCUUAAUGUUUUCUAUAAGGCUACAUUGGUAGUAUCCGCCUCCACUACUAUGAAUGCACAUCAGUGUUAUGGCGAGAUAGUUAACAUUGCUGUGAAGCUUCAGUUACUUUGUGCUAGUGGGGAUAAGGAUGUGAAAUUGAAUGCUGAGAAAAUGUUUCAGAAAUUUGAUAAGUAUUGGGAUGGGUUGAAUAUCAUUAAUAGGAUGUUGAUUAUUGUUAGUGUUUUUGAUCCGAGAAAGAAGAUGCAGUUUGCAAGUUUGUGUUUUGAUGAGUUGUAUGGGGUAGAUACUAUAGAAGCUUGGGCAAUGAAAGAUUCAGUUAAGGCUAUCAUGCGUGAUAUGUAUAAAGAGUACAUUGAAAGAUAUGCUGAAGCAACAACAUCUACGGAACAAACUCAGUCUCACUGCUCAUCUCAGAGUAUUCGAGAGAUACAUCAAGACUUAUUUGACUCGGUCGAUGAUGAGUUUGAUGGAUACAACCCGAUGGAGCAGAAGUAUGAUACAUUGCUCAGAACUAUUGGAGUUAGAGAUACUAAUGAACUAGAUAUGUAUCUGAGAAAAGAAUUUGAGAAUCCAAAUUUGAUGAUAUUGGUGGAAGGUCAAUAG
This is a messenger RNA of Camelina sativa (false flax), 993 nucleotides long. RefSeq names its product zinc finger BED domain-containing protein RICESLEEPER 2-like. Gene Ontology annotation, molecular function: DNA binding. The record is from RefSeq and is a predicted model, not a curated record. Lineage: Eukaryota; Viridiplantae; Streptophyta; Magnoliopsida; Brassicales; Brassicaceae.